Melopsittacus undulatus (budgerigar) is the source of this 515-nucleotide messenger RNA. It is a transcript of the gene NDUFAF8, whose product is annotated as NADH:ubiquinone oxidoreductase complex assembly factor 8. NCBI's taxonomy places the organism in Eukaryota, Metazoa, Chordata, Aves, Psittaciformes, Psittaculidae. The transcript is spliced from 2 exons. Bases 16 to 297 code for a protein of 93 amino acids. Gene Ontology annotation, cellular component: mitochondrion. The record is from RefSeq and is a predicted model, not a curated record. Gene Ontology annotation, biological process: mitochondrial respiratory chain complex I assembly.
GCGGCGGCGGCAGCCAUGUCGGGCCGGGGCGUGUGGCUGCGGGCGCGGGCGCGGCUGCGGCGCUUCCCGGUGCUGCUGUCGGGCUGCGGGGAGCAGGCGGCCGCCUACGGGCGGUGCGUGGCGGCGGCGGCGGCGGGGCCGGCGGAGCUGCGGAGGGACACGUGUCUGGAGGAGUUCCGGGCGCUGCGGGACUGCUUCACGCGGGCGGUGGGUCCGGUCCCGUUCCCUCCCUCCCGCUGCGGGGCUCGGCCCGCUCUGAACCGCGGCUCUUUGCAGGCGAAGGCGACGCCGAAGUGAGGCGGAGCCGCCCCCCCCGCGCACCGGACACAGACCCGGCCCGGUUCUUCCGGCACCGGAGCUGCCGCUCCCCGGAGCCCCUUCGGCUCCAGCCGGGAUCCAGCCCCGGUCCCGGCUCCGGGUGAGCGCCGGCUCCACUCAACAGCCACGACCCCCGCGGCCCCCCCCGCUCCCGGCCCCGCCGCUGUUCUCUGGUCAAUGAGAGCGUUCAGAUCAAA